AGAAGACGAGAACCAUAUAAAUCCGCUUAAAUUCCCCUUCCCCCUUUCACUCUUUUUCUCUCUUAAACAGCUCCAAAGAAACCCUAACAAAAAUGUCCGGGUACGGUCACGAAGGAGACGGAUCUGCUCCACCGCCCGUUGGUGGAGGCUACGGUGGAAGUAGCGGUGGCUACGGAGGUAGUGGUGGAGGUUACGGAGGUAGCGGUGGCGGUGGAGGCGGAUAUGGAGGCAGGGGCGGGGGAGGUGGUUACGGAAGCAGUGGUGGUGGAGGCAGUUACGGAAGCAGUGGUGGUGGAGGUGGAUCCUAUGGCGGAAACCGUGGCGGAGGUGGAGGAUAUGGAGGCGGCGGCCGUGGUGGAAGUGGAGGCGGAGGUGGAGGCGGAGGCGGAGGGUAUGGCAGUCGAGGUGGAAGUGGUGGCAGAGAAGGAGGUGGUGGUGGAGGAUACGGUGGUAACUCACAAAAUCGUGGUGGAGGUGGAUAUCAAGGCGGAGAUCGUGGGCGUGGAGGCGGAGGUGGUAGAGGUGGUGGACGUGGCAGUGGUAGAGAAGGAGACUGGCCUUGCCCUAAACCGGGCUGUGGCAAUUCGAAUUUUUCUUGGAGAGCCGAGUGUAACAAAUGUGGGACCCCCUCUCCUGCUGGCACGGGUGGUGGUGGUGAUCGUGGGCGUAAUGAUGGUGGCAGUUACAAUAAAGGUGGCGGUGGACGCAGUGACAGCAGAGGUGGGAGUGGUGGUGGAUAUGGUGGUGAUAGAGGAGGUAGGGGCGACUAUGAUGGUGGGAGUGGUGGCGGAAGUAGAGGAGGCGGUGGUUCCUAUGGCGGCAGUCAAGGAAGAGACAGCGGUGGUUAUGGUCAGGGGGCGGCAGCAGGGUAUGGCGGAUCUGACAGUAGUUACCCUCAACCACCUUCCUCAUAUGGGGCUAACACUGGUUAUGGAACCGAUGCUGUCCCUCCACCUGCAAGCUAUAAUGGUGGACCAACUUCAUAUCCACCUUCUUAUGGUGGUGGUGGAGGCGGUUAUGGUGGAGAUUCUGGUGGUGGCCGUGGUGGCUCAGGUGGUGGAUAUGGCGGUGCUCCACAGAGUCAAGGCGGUUAUGGUGGUGGUUCUCCUGCUACUGAUGCACCUGCGAAGGUGAAGCAGUGUGAUGAAACUUGUGAUGAGUCGUGUGACAAUGCAAGAAUUUAUAUCUCAAAUUUGCCUCCAAAUGUGACUGUUGAUGAAUUGAGAGAACUCUUUGGAGGCAUUGGACAAGUUGGGAGAAUUAAGCAGAAGCGAGGAUAUAAGGAUCAGUGGCCUUAUAACAUUAAGAUCUACACUGAUGAGAAAGGAAACAACAAAGGAGAUGCUGCUUUGGUUUAUGAGGAUCCUUCUGCAGCACAUUCUGCUGGGGGAUUCUACAACAAUUUUGAAUUGAGAGGUUACAAAAUUAGUGUGGGAAUGGCUGAGAAAUCAGCUCCAAGGGCUCCUCCUGCUCAUGGUGGUGGUGGUGGUGGUGGAAGAGGAGGUGGCGGAGGCUAUGGUGGUGGUGGUGGACGCAGGGACAACUACAGAGAUGGUGGUCCGGAUAGGAACUCUCAUGGUGGGAAUCGGUCUAGGCCAUACUGAUGAUGAAGGGGAUUUAAAAUUAUUAAAAACUGUGAAGAAGAGAGGAGGAUUGCAGGCAGGCAGGCAGGGGGUUGUUCUUGUUCUUGUUCCCUUGGGGAGGGAGUUUAAGAGGUAGGUUUAUCAAAUAUCAUGCACUUGCUUGCUUGCUUGCCCCUUUUCUCCUCACUUUUUUUUUUUUUCUUGAUAAAAUCAGAUGUUGUUAAGGGGGAUUAAUUGUGUGAAUGUUUUUAUAGAGGCCAAUGAAUGCCAAGACUAGAGGAUCAUAUAUGUGUACUCCAAAUCUGCUUCUUCUUCUUCUUCUAUAAGGUAGGUAGAUUAAGAAAUAUUUUUGCAGGUGAGUGUUGCUGUUGCUUGCUUUUUCAAUAACAACCAACCAAAAAUACUACUAUGACUACUCCUGCCUGAUUCAUUUUGCCUUUUUUCUUCUCAACACUAUUCUGAUGAUUAAAACCAAAAUCUGCUGGAUGAGCUGUGUCGGUUUCACCUUCUUUUCAUUGUAAACUGUGUUGGCCCGCCCUUAGGGUUCUUUGUGUUUUGUUUUUUGUUUCUGUUGCUGUGCUGUGCUGUGCUGUGAUGUGGUGAAAGCAGCAAGGAGCUGGAGUAUUUUUGAAAACAUGACUACUAAACAUGCUUCUAAUGACGUAAUAUACCGAGCAUUUGAAAUAUGUAAACUAAUGAUAUGCAGUUUGUAUGAUUAAGUAGGAGAGAACAUGAGCUUAACUCUGUAACCAACUUUUUCUUUAUUUAACAUAAAUCUUGCAAAAUACAA
Molecule: messenger RNA, 2373 nt
Organism: Lactuca sativa (garden lettuce)
Lineage: Eukaryota; Viridiplantae; Streptophyta; Magnoliopsida; Asterales; Asteraceae
Gene: TAF15B
Product: TBP-associated factor 15B
Molecular function (GO): RNA binding
Source: RefSeq, a predicted model, not a curated record